AUGGCUUCUAAUCGAAACAAGAAGUGGGAGUACCUAAUGAUGCUAGUGUGUCUGACUGUAGCAAACACAAUAUAUUACCUCGGACAAUUUAUGCCACCUUUCGCGAUGGGCAUGGCUCCUCCAAUGAUGAUGAUGCCUCCUCCAAUGAUGCCUAUGCCUCCGCCAAUGAUGGCUAUGCCUCCCCAAAUGAUAAUGAUGAUGCAGAACGGAGGAGCCGGUAGACCGGGAGGCUCUACUUCUACAACAACAACAACUACAACAACGACACAAAAAUCGAUCAUCGGGUUUGCCGUGCCGGCUCCAGUGCCGAUGCCGAUGCCCUUCGCGGUCCCGCCCGGCGUCCCGCCCGCCUUCUGCCAGGCCAAGCCGAGACCGCCGAGCUGUCCGCCCUGCCCGCCCUGCGUCUGUGUGUCCUGUAUACCUGCCUUCUACUCCUACUGCUCCCCGUGCCACCAGAAGUGUCGCUGUCGAAACCCUGACAACGCUCCGAUACCCAUUCCACCUGUCCCUCCUCCCAUGUUCGCUGCUCCUCCUCCACAACUCCCAAUGAUUGCUGUAGCUCCAGCACCGCCUCAAGUUGUUCUGUAUCCAAUUCCUCCUAUGGGGCCAAUCAGAAUUGAAAAACCAGUAAAGUCAUCAUGCCAAAAAUCAUCAGAAACCCAUGGACGUUGCGAAUCAGAUAAUGAUAAGUCUGAAUCUAAAGGUUCAGAUACCGGAAAGUCCGAAUCAGAAUGUUCUGGUAGUGAUUCUUCUGAUGUAUCUAAAUAUAAGAGAAAUAAAAGGAGAAGGCGAAAGAGACUACGUCGUAGAAAAGGGUCCCUAGGCCGCACUUUCAAAGCGAAAUUUAGGAGAAGCAGUAAGGACCGCCAGUACAAUGUGAAACCUUUCUUGACGUACAAGGAUCGACGCGGUAAGAUAAAGUUCCAAAACGAAUUGGAUGAUCUUGCGGCCAUGCAUCUUUUCUUGAAUCAUACAAAUGAGAAAAAUCACCGGCUUAUGAAUAAAAACAGUGACGACGAUUUUUACUGAAUA
This is a messenger RNA of Plutella xylostella (diamondback moth), 1032 nucleotides long. RefSeq lists its product as uncharacterized. The record is from RefSeq and is a predicted model, not a curated record. NCBI's taxonomy places the organism in Eukaryota, Metazoa, Arthropoda, Insecta, Lepidoptera, Plutellidae.